Messenger RNA from Mya arenaria, 1387 nucleotides. RefSeq lists its product as uncharacterized. The transcript has 2 exons. Lineage: Eukaryota; Metazoa; Mollusca; Bivalvia; Myida; Myidae. The coding region runs from base 69 to 1310 and encodes 413 amino acids. The record is from RefSeq and is a predicted model, not a curated record.
UUUACAGGAAAUUGUCGUACAAUAAGAAAGCUUAGAUCGUGAGAAUUCAGUUCAAACUGUAAUCCACCAUGGACAGGGAGACUUGCCAGUUGACGUCACUGCGACUCUCUCGCGUGUUGGAGGACAUAGGCGUCAGUGAGUGGAUGAUUACCAAAAGGAGGAAAAUGUGGCUGAUGGCAGAGACAUUGUGUGAUACAGCCUUUUGUAAUAUACUAGGUGUAGACGCCUUUUUUCAUCACUUUGGUAGUCAGAGUGAGGGGUCAACAACCCCUGGGAUGACCUCGGAUGUUGACAUGUUAGCUUAUACAGACGAAUGUUGUGUGCUUCAAGACUUGCGUGGAUGGCAACCUCAGAAGAUCAACUUGCUUGUUUUUAAGAAUGAGCGAAUCCCGCCCCAGCACUGCUACAUCCAGGUACUUAGACAAGAUAUCCCGCUGCCUCUGACGUCAAUUUGUGGAUCAGACAUCCCAUUGCCUAUGACUUACCUUUCUUCUUUUGAGAGGGACAAUGAAGGGAGGUUGUUUCUUAAAAAUACAUAUAUGGAUAGUACUUGGACAACACUUUUCAAAGCUUAUGGUAAACUUAUAAUUCAUGGGCCUUCAAGAAGCGCUAAUGAAAUGCAAGAUUAUGUAGCUGCAUUACGCUGUGCAACACUAACUGAAGAGUGCCAGUUCAUGUUUAGCAGACCGCGCCCUGGACACUGGCCAAAGCCUGAGACUUUGACAAAAGCAAGAAUGUGUCCUUCUUUUCUUGUGCCACAGGGAUACCCUGAGAGUGAAAAUAAAAAAAUAGAAUGGAGGUUUUCCACCUCACUGAUGGAAAGACUGCUUGUGUUUGACUUUACCCCGACCCAGAUGAAAGUUUAUACUUUGAUAAAAAUGAUCAGAAAAACAUUUAUCAAACCCAUUGUUGGUGAUAGGCUCAGCACGUUUCAUCUUAAAACGGCCAUGAUGUUUACAAUAGAGAGCUACCCACCAGAGAUGUGGAGAGAAGACCAAAUUAUACAAUGUGCCAUCUACUGUCUGACAACUUUGUGCAGAUGGCUCAAGUUAGGAUACUGUCCACACUUUACCACCUCUGGAGUGAAUUUGUUUGUUGGGAAACUAAACAAAGAUGAACGACGUAAUUUACUCGAAACAUUUCAAGACUAUAUUGAUGAAAGUCUUCAAAUCGUCUUUAGCAUAGAAAUGGAUGAUCUAGGUUCAAGACUGAUUAAUAUAUUGGAUUCUACACAAACUCUCACAAUGAUGACUAGAAACCAAAUGUUGAAUUCAGUAUGGAAACAGUUGGCACACUUGCCUCCACACUAGCUUCAGAGUGCAUACGACUCAGUCGGCCACUUUCUACAGAUAUUGUCAAUCUGUACGAGAUAUCCAUUGACUCUGAU